AUGUGGACGAAAGGCAAGAAACCGCCCCGUGGUGGAGCCUGGGGGCUCUAUGAAUGGCUCAUUUGGGCGGCAACAGGCAUGGAUCAGAGUGAAACUGGGCGUUCCUUCUAACCGUGCUGGAUUUAGCCUCGCCAAGGCGUCCUCGCACUUUCCCAGCUUCCCGUGGCCCACCACUCCUUCCCGAACCACUCUGAACUACUAAACUUGGCCUUGCGCGCCCUGUUGCCUGAAAUUUUCUUUCUUUUUUCCCCUUCUUCACCCCUCAUACAUUCAACCAGACAACAACAUCAAAGACAUUCUAGGACAUGGCUUCAUUCUAGUUAUUUUCGUCACCCUUCUAUCUCGCUCAUAGCAAGAUAGACUCAGUCAUUUCCCACCGAGUCCUUAGUCACUCCCAAUCCCCCCUCAGUCCACAGCCUCCUAACGGAGUUUCUGUGAACAAAGAUCUCGCCGCACCCCGCGUCUCGAGCUCUUCACUCACAACCGCAACCAUUUACGCGUUGGAUUCUACAUCCUUCACCACGGAUCUAAAGCAAACAUGGCGUUCCCCAACCCCAAGAUCAACUGCUAUAGCGCAGCACUACCCGCCCAACAGCUUCAACCAGGACUUCCAGCUCUUCGCAACCCCGGAGAUUCCCUCGGCCUCUCCAACCGCCUCGCGUGCGCAGGUGAUAUCGAGUACACCCCCUAAUAGACUUCAGCAGAUUCAAUCUCGACAUCUGUCCCUUAACAGAACGUCUCCGAUCCAUUCUACUCAGUCUCCGUCAUUAGGGCACCUCACUCACCGGUCUUAUUCAAGUCCAACUUUGCAACAGUCACACCCUACCCCGCAAACUCUGCGUCAGAUUGCUCACCUACAGCGCCUGCCGCCUGUCCCUCCUUUUCACUCUGCUCCCCGCAAGAUCCAACCAGCUCCAGCUCCACAAGCUUCAAUGUCUGUACUCGAUUCGAUGUAUCUCCCCAGGGGUGACAACGCCUCGGUGGAUGACUUCCUCACACUCGACGACGGCUUCCAAGCGUCCAACUUCUCCACGAACACUACUGGCUACGUUGCUCAAGACGGCACGGUAUCACCAGCUGACCUGUUUCACGAUGACUCUUUGAUCAUGUCAGCUCCGUCUUCCGUUGCCUUCCCGAAUUUGAGCACUCCAGAAUCCGGAUACCUCGAGUCCCCGGCCACUGGAUUGAACACGUCUCCGUUAGAUGACGGUCUCCUUGAUGCGCAACUCAAUUUCAAUGAUCUCGCUGAUCUGCCUCCGCUGUUCCCCCAGGAGGACUUGGACUUCAUGUAUCAAGCACCAGCGGAAGUCACCGUUAAGCCAGCUCGACCAAGCUCCGGGCGCUCAUCAUCGAGUGCAUCUCCGAUGGUACGGCAGAAGUCUUCCCCAGGCCGUCCUCCAACCAUUCCGUUCAGCCAUGGUCGAAAGUACUCCGGUGCAUAUGGAGUCUCUAAGGCGCCCAAGCCACGUGCGGCAUUACCCGAAAUUCAUGUCGAUUCUGAAGACGACAAGGAAACUGCUAAGCGGAAGAAGAACACCGCCGCCGCACGCAAGUCACGGCAACGAAAGCAAGAAUAUGCUGAAGCGAGCGAGGCCGAGAUUCAACGCCUUCGGGCAAUGAUCUAUCGCAUGGGCGGAGAUCCAGACGAGGGAAUUUGAGAUUCCUGUGGCAAGACUUGGUGUCUUGAUGAGUCAAACUUUGUUGGAAGGGUGUUAUAUUGUUUGCAAAAACAUUUUCGGACUACAAUUGAUGCUGUUAUCACUCUCGGAGUGGUAGCUUACAACAGCAGCAUGACGCUUGGGGUUGGGAAUUGUUAGGCUUAAGCCAGGAGGGCUGCCUCCCAACUGCCUCGUCACACAAAUAUUUUAUGGGAUUUAUUGAUUUUUUAUUGUUCAGGUUAUCAUUGGAGUUGAUGAGUUGGUCCUACCGGCUGACUCAGGCUUCUCCUACGACCGAUGUCGUCUACGCUUCGACGGACCAGGCUACUGCUCACUGUGUGACAACAGAUUGAGGUUUCUGUCAUUCGGAUGCGUCAGACUGAUGUUUCGGGUUUUCUGUCAAGCCUCAUGGCCGAUUCUGAUCGUCUCCCUGUUUGGCCAGUUCUAUAUGCAGCCUGGUUAUACUGGGUAUGGAUUUGUCUUAGGCCACAGGGAUUGACUCGUGGCCAAUGCCAGUUUUUUUGUCUCUUAUAUACGAUCGCAGCUCAUUCCUUUGGAUGGCCUGGUUGCGCUACGAUUCACGAUGCUCGUCCUGCUAGUCAAGACCUUGGAUCGAUGAUGGUAGUUGAUCUGUCAAAUUUUAUGUACUUGUUACUAGCUAGGCAGUUUGAUCUGCAUGAUAGCUCCUCCAUAUAUUGCAAAUCAUUCAUUACACAAAUCA
Molecule: messenger RNA, 2379 nt
Organism: Exophiala mesophila
Lineage: Eukaryota; Fungi; Ascomycota; Eurotiomycetes; Chaetothyriales; Herpotrichiellaceae
Exons: 2
Coding region: 933-1658 (241 amino acids)
Biological process (GO): regulation of DNA-templated transcription
Molecular function (GO): DNA-binding transcription factor activity
Source: RefSeq, a predicted model, not a curated record